GCUGUCCACUUUGUCUCUGGCAUGUACUAUGCUGGAGAGGCUCAACCAUAGGGCUCAACCCAUAUUGUUGCAGAAUACCUCCGAGAACUCUACUAAUGGCCUGUCGAUUUAUGAAGAAACGGCAGCCUCGCAAACGUUGCUUGCUGUAGCCCGAUAAUACAUUUAUAUGAGCAGCAUGACAUGUCCGUGGUUAUGUCAAAAUUAGAUUUCGGCUGGGAUAAAGCCUAGGAACUUGUCGGACUGAGUGCGUCCAGUAUAGUUGGGCAGGUGAAAAAGCAACAGAGAUGCGAAGCCGCAGUAACUCGGGAGUGAGGUUGGACGGCUAUGCCAGGCUGGUACAGCAGACAAUUCUAUGCCACCAGAAUCCUGUGACAGGGCUUUUGUCAGCCAGUAAAGAGCAGAAAGAUGCCUGGGUCCGAGACAACGUGUACAGCAUACUGGCUGUCUGGGGGCUGGGAAUGGCUUAUCGGAAAAACGCUGACCGGGACGAAGACAAAGCCAAAGCGUACGAACUGGAACAGAGUGUUGUUAAACUAAUGCAGGGACUACUGCAGUGCAUGAUGAGACAGGUAGAAAAAGUGGAGAAGUUCAAACACACUCAGAGUACAAAGGACUGUCUCCAUGCCAAGUACAACACUUCGACCUGCAGCACUGUGGUGGGGGAUGACCAGUGGGGGCAUCUGCAAGUGGAUGCCACCUCUCUCUAUCUGCUCUACCUGGCACAGAUGACAGCUGCAGGUCUACGCAUCAUAUCUAAUUUGGAUGAAGUAGCCUUUGUACAGAACCUUGUAUUUUAUAUAGAGGCGGCCUACAAAGUUGCAGAUUAUGGAAUGUGGGAACGUGGAGACAAGACAAACCAGGGAAUAGCAGAACUGAAUGGCAGCUCUGUGGGAAUGGCCAAGGCAGCCCUUGAAGCCAUCGAUGAGCUGGACCUGUUUGGAGCACACGGGGGGCCAAAGUCAGUCAUUCACGUUCUUCCCGAUGAAGUAGAACACUGCCAGUCUAUUCUUUGCUCAAUGCUGCCCAGAGCCUCAACAUCUAAAGAGAUCGAUUCUGGACUCCUGUCGGUUAUUUCCUUCCCAGCCUUUGCAGUGGAAAACAUGGACCUUGUUAAUGUGACAAAAAAUGAAAUCAUAACUAAACUGCAGGGACGUCAUGGUUGCUGCCGAUUUCUAAGAGAUGGAUAUAAAACGCCAAGAGAGGACCCCAACAGGCUGCAUUAUGACCCUGCUGAGCUGAAACUGUUUGAAAACAUAGAAUGUGAAUGGCCAAUCUUUUGGACAUACCUGAUAUUAGAUGGUAUAUUUAAUGGUGACCAGGUGCAGGUACAGGAGUACAGAGACGCCCUUGAGGGUAUUCUCAUUAGAGGAAAGCAUGGGAUACGUUUGGUGCCUGAACUCUACGCAGUCCCGCCAGACAAGGUUGAGGAAGAGUACAGGAACCCACACACAGUGGACCGUGUCCCAGCAGGAAAACUCCCUCACAUGUGGGGCCAGUCUCUCUACAUCCUGGGCAGUCUGCUGGCUGAGGGGUUUCUGGCCGCAGGUGAGAUUGACCCCCUCAACAGAAGAUUUUCUACAUCUUUCAAACCGGAUGUUGUUGUGCAAGUGUCCAUCUUGGCAGAAACCAAAGACAUCCAGACACUCCUGCAGAAGUAUGGUAUUAAGGUGGAGACCAUUGCUGAGGUGCACCCCAUCCAAGUCCAGCCUGCCCGCAUUCUCAGUCACAUCUAUGUAAAGCUAGGUAAUAGCAAGAAGUUAAAGCUGAGUGGUCGACCGUAUCGACACAUUGGUGUUCUUGGAACCUCUAAGGUGUAUGUUAUUAGAAAUCGCAUCUAUACAUUUAUUCCACAGUUCAUUGACCAGCACCACUUCUACCUGGCUCUGGACAAUCGCAUGAUCGCAGAGAUGCUGCGGACUGAGCUGGCGUACCUCACUUCCUGCUGGAGGAUGACUGGGCGUCCCACCCUUACCUUUCCCAUCACGCACAGCAUGCUCACUGAGGGCGGAACUGACAUUGACCCUGCUAUCCUCGCCACACUCAGAAAACUGCAGGAUGGGUACCUUGGCGGGGCAAGGGUCCAGACCGGCAAGCUGUCCAGUUUUCUUACCACCUCCUUCCACACUGAGCUGAGCUUUCUGGACCUGGGCUGCGACGACCAGCUGCUAGUGGACGAGGAGGACUGUGACAGCAUCGACAACGAUGAAUACCAGCACGGAGGCUAUCCACAAGAUGAUAUCAAUAAAGAUAAUGUCAAGGAUGAGCUUGAUCAGUAUAUUCAACACUUGCUUCAAAGCACGGCUCCAAAAUCCCACCUCCCCCCGAUCUGCCAGACGCCCGGACAGCACCACGUGUUCAGUGCGGAGCACACCACCCGGGACAUUCUCUCCAUGGUGGCCAAGGCCAAGGGGCUCGAAGUACCCAAAGUUUCAAUGUAUUUGCCUUCUGCUAAUGUCCUGAAAAAACACCGGAAGUCACUGAAUCUGGUUGACGCACAGCCACGUAAGGAUCCAGACUCUGAUCUGCACUUGCCCAGGGACAGGCAUGGCAAUGUUGACUGUCAGUCCCUUGCAGAACAACUGAAGGAAUGUCCUACUCUGCAAGAUCAAGCAGAUAUAUUAUACAUCCUUUAUGUCAUAAAAGGUCCUGACUGGGAUAUGAACCUCUCCGGGCAGUAUGGUGUCACGGUUCACUGCCUGCUCAGUGAGCUGUACUGCCAGGCGGGCAUCAACCAGGAGUGGGGGCUGAUUCGAUAUAUUUCCGGCAUGCUGCACAAGAGGGUGGAAGUGCUGGCUGAGGCUUGCACAGACCUGAUUUCUCACCAGAAGCAACUUACAGUGGGUCUGCCUCCUGAGCCUCGCGAGAAAGUUAUUGCAGCCCCUUUGCCACCCGAACAACUGAAUAACCUGAUUUAUGAAGCCAGCGGACAAGACAUAAGCAUAGCCGUUCUUACACAGGAGAUCAUGGUUUACUUGGCGAUGUAUGUGAGGUCUCAGCCCUCCCUAUUUGGUGACAUGCUCAGACUGCGGAUCGGACUCAUCAUUCAAGUAAUGGCAACAGAGCUGACUCGAAGUCUGCACUGUUCAGGGGAAGAAGCCUCCGAAAGCCUAAUGAAUCUGAGUCCUUCGGACAUGAAGAAUCUGCUUCAUCAUAUUCUCAGUGGAAAGGAAUUUGGAGUAGAAAGAAGUGUGCGCCCUAUGGAAUCAUCGGCCACCAGUCCUGCAAUCUCAAUCCACGAAGUGGGCCACACUGGAGCCACCAAGACUGAGAGAACUGGUAUCAUUAGGCUCAAGAGUGAGAUGAAGCAGCUGGAUGAUCAGAUGACACAAAGUUUCUUUUUCAGCGGUCAGUCCAUUGGCAGCAACGUAACGUCUCCCCGCUCCACGAGGUGCAGCAGCCCCUCGUCCCCCAGCGGCACCAUGUCUCCCACCGGCUUAGGGGGGGCCCACAUGAACUGGGAUGAGCGGCAAGGCCAGUGGCUGCGCAGGAGGCGCCUUGAUGGGGCCAUAAACAGGGUCCCCAUGGGCUUCUACCAGAAAGUGUGGAAAAUCCUCCAGAAGUGUCACGGCCUGUCCAUCGACGGAUACGUGCUUCCUUCUUCAACCACCCGAGAGAUGACGGUAGGUGAGAUCAAGUUUGCAGUUCAUGUGGAGUCGGUGCUGAACCACGUCCCCCAGCCUGAGUACCGGCAGCUGCUGGUAGAGGCCAUCCUGGUCCUCACGCUGGUGGCAGACAUGGAGGUGCAGAGCAUCGGGGGGAUAAUCCACAUCGACCGCAUUAUACACAUAGCCAACGACCUGUUCCGGCAAGACCAGAAAGCACAUGGAGCAAGUGAAUACUUCUUGGAGCAAGAUCCAGCCACUGGAAUUUGUAACCUUUUCUAUGACAGCGCCCCUAGUGGUGGCUUUGGUACUAUGACGUACCUUUCCAAAGCAGUCGCUACCUAUGUACAGGAUUUCCUUCCAAAUACAAGUUGCCAGAUGCAAUAACAUUGCAGGACAGGUUUUCUUUAGUUGUUAGGUAGAGGAAUACCUUAUUGAGAUGAAAUGUAAACCACACUACAUCACUGUGGUUGUAGAAAACUGUUAAAUAUGUAUAACUAGGUACUAUAAGCAGUCAUGGUGCCAAUUUAAUCUUUAGGUAUAUGGGUCAUUUUACAGAUAUGGUAGAUAUUUAUUUUAUUAAAGCAUGUGUAUUCUUGUAGGAAUGGAGAACUGUUAUUUUCAAAGGAAUUUUUAAUUUAUCCUUUGCAUUCUCCUUCAUUGUGUAACAUGAUAUACAUAGUCCUCUGAUGGAAACAUGAUAUGAACCAAACAAAUGGGCUGCAUGGUGUGUGAAAAAGGUUUACAUACAUGUGUUAUGUCUCAGUACCAUACACACCUUUUUUUUCUCUGAACAUGAGAAUACAUAUUAGGCCUGUUUUAGUGAGAUUCCAAAAAUAGAGAUUUUCCAAACUCAUGACUGCAACAGUAAUUACCAUACCUCUAUGGCAAGGUAGGCCUAAUGACACUGCUGUUAAGGUAAUCAAUAUAGUUUUCUAUGUCUAUAUAUAUAUAUAUAUAUAUAUAUAUAUAUAUAUAUAUAUAUAUAUAUAUAUAUAUAUAUAUAUAUAUAUAGAUAGAUAGAUUAGUACAUUUAGGCUUGAGUAAGAGUUAGCUGGCUUGUUGAGUUUUGUUUACAGUACUUAGGUUGUUAUCUCACUGCUUGUAGUUCAAAAGUUUGUCCUCAUUACUUGAACUUUUUCAAACUGUGUCUCCUAUCUGUAGAAUGACCCAUAGUGUGGCUAAUUCAGACGAUUGUGGUAUAAUAACUGCACAUUGUAAAUAUUUUAAUAAUUAUGUUUUCUGAUAUGAGGUUUUAAAGAAAUGAGUGUUGAAGCUGUAGUAUUGUUUUAACUGUAUUUACUGAUACUCCUUUAUAAUGAAGACUAUGAAUGUUUUGUACCCGCUGCUUACUGGUUCAUGAUAAAAAAAAUUUAAAAAAACCUUUGUGAGGGCAUUAUACAGGGCUACGUGGAGUGUGCUACUCAUCACACUCUACAACAUGUCUGGUAUUCCUUUGGGAGGACCAUUUACUAAAUCGCAAGGGAUAACACAGUCAUACCAUGCUAGAGAAAGCAAAUAUAAUGCAAACAACAAAAGUCGUGACAGAAUAAUUUACAGUAUUCUGCUAAGCUGUCACAGUGGACUCUCUACACAUUGUUACUCAGCUUCCAUAGCCUGCAAUGCUCAAGAUCAAGGGUGAUUGGUACAUAAUAUAACACAAACUGUUAUUCAACUCCAUGGCAAUGUGAUGCCUGGGACGGACACCACUCUACUAUGAUCAAGUGAUUCCCCCUUCCUGUUGGAAAAACUUGGUCCUACUGAUUGGCUGUUUGAUUCUGCAAGCACCUACAGUACUUACAUCAGAGAGGUCAAACGCAGAAUUCUCCAUUCAGUGAUCAACAUUCGUGGUUCGAUUUUGUACUUGUGGCACCAGGUUAAAUUACUGAUAGUCGAUGUCAACAUGGCUGCCACUGUAUGUUUAAGAUCAUACAGUAUAUGUAUGCAAUGCAACAAAAUCCCAACAGUGGUAAUAGUUUGUGCCUUUAUGUGGCAAUAUUCUUAUUGAAUGGGAUCUUCUUAAUAGGGUUAAAUGCCAUCUGAUUUUCAGAAGGUGUCUGGAUUGUAUUUAGAGGACGUAAAUACUGUAUAUUUGGAUCCAAAAAUGUGAAAGUCUGAAAUGGUAAAAUUCAGUUAAAAGAGUCUGCAAGACAGCAAAUGCUGGUUUUGGCUCAUUGGCCACGGUAGUCUAUGUGGUAAAAGAGUGGAUUUUUAUUCUUUUUAAUUUAAACUCAGAAUAUGGCUAAUAAAGCAGAACAAAUUAUUGUAUCAUAUUAUUAUUUUUAAAUGUAUUUAUGUAAUUGAUCUUUUUAAAUAGAAAGAAAAUAAUGGAUUCAAUGUUAAGAUGUUGUAGUGAUGUUUAUUUAGUUUUUGAAGUCAUGUUCCUGAUGAUCCUAAAUACAUUUUAAACACAUUUUAAAGUGCCUGAUCAUGAUUAUAUGGCUUGUAAAAGAAAUUAAGGUUGUUUCACAUGUAAUUUAAAUUAAUAACACUUGCACUUAACUUUUCAAGUAACCUUUAACAAUUUGUUGUGUGUACAAUUACAUUUUGCAACCUUCAUUUGUCAGAAUAUUUGUACAUUUUAGAGACAAGGGCAUGCUGCUAUUGCAAAAAUAUAACCAGAACACUGUAACUAUUUAUAGUGUCAGAGUUGCUAUGUGGAAUCAUCAGUUGAUUCACCACUUGGGUUGUGCUCAUGAGUGCAUGGUAAAUGCUGCGGAGCUCCACACCAGGUCUUUAAAACCUUUUUUCAUGUUGGUUUGAAAUGCCUUGCUUUUAUAAGAAUUGCACAUUUUCACCAACAGAUAAUGGUUCUGAAAUCACCAGAACCUACCAUCUGGUUCUGUAAAGAAUAUGUAGGAACGAUUACGUAUCUGUAACUGCAUCCUUUGAUAAGAUUGCUAUGCUAUAUAUUCAUUGCCUACUCUAAACGUACUUUUAUGUCUAUUAAUAAUACUGCUCAACAAAUGCCUGCACUCUGUGUGUCUUGGUGUCCAUUUGAAAUUGUAUGAAACGUUUAAUGUUGUAAUGCUGUUACAGUAUGUAUGUCUGAUCAUUUUUACAAUAAAAUCCAUCUCUGUUUUA
This is a messenger RNA of Acipenser ruthenus (sterlet), 6686 nucleotides long. It is a transcript of the gene phka2, whose product is annotated as phosphorylase kinase, alpha 2 (liver). Gene Ontology annotation, cellular component: phosphorylase kinase complex. NCBI's taxonomy places the organism in Eukaryota, Metazoa, Chordata, Actinopteri, Acipenseriformes, Acipenseridae. The coding region runs from base 285 to 3989 and encodes 1234 amino acids. The transcript is spliced from 34 exons. The record is from RefSeq and is a predicted model, not a curated record. Gene Ontology annotation, biological process: glycogen metabolic process. Gene Ontology annotation, molecular function: calmodulin binding.